GGCAACAUGCUGUACAACCACCUGCUCGGUGUGAGGACCACAGUAGUCUGGGCACUUCUUCUGAGUCAGUCAGUUAAUUGUCACGAGAAGACCCACUCACACGCUGAGGAUGAUCUCUUCAAGACGCUGUUUGCUGGUUACAACAAGUGGUCAAGACCCGUGCCAAACAUCUCCGAUGUGGUCAUUGUCAAGUUUGGGCUGUCCAUUGCACAGCUCAUUGACGUGGAUGAGAAGAACCAAAUGAUGACUACCAAUGUGUGGCUUAAACAGGAGUGGAAUGAUUAUAAACUUCGGUGGCGACCAUCUGACUUUGACAAUGUAACAUCCAUCAGAGUUCCAUCAGAGCUCAUAUGGGUACCGGAUAUCGUCCUCUAUAACAAUGCUGAUGGUGAAUUUGCUGUGACCCACAUGACAAAAGCCCACCUGUUCCACACGGGAAAAAUUCGCUGGGUCCCACCUGCCAUUUACAAGAGCUCCUGCAGCAUCGACGUCACCUUUUUCCCCUUUGAUCAGCAGAACUGUAAAAUGAAAUUUGGCUCCUGGACUUAUGACAAAGCCAAGAUUGACCUGGAACGAAUUGAAAACACCGUGGACCUCAACAACUACUGGGAAAGCGGUGAAUGGGCCAUCAUCAAUGCUGUAGGAACGUACAACACCAAGAAAUAUGAUUGCUGCCACGAGAUUUACCCAGACAUCACCUACUUCUUCAUCAUCCGAAGACUUCCUUUGUUUUACACAAUCAACCUUAUCAUCCCUUGUUUGUUAAUCUCCUGCCUCACUGUUUUGGUUUUCUAUCUGCCAUCAGACUGUGGUGAGAAGAUUACACUUUGUAUCUCUGUGCUCUUAUCCCUCACUGUCUUCCUCCUGCUUAUCACUGAGAUCAUCCCGUCCACUUCCCUCGUUAUCCCUUUGAUCGGAGAGUACCUUCUCUUCACCAUGAUUUUUGUCACCCUGUCAAUCGUCAUCACCGUGUUUGUGUUAAACGUGCACCACCGAUCCCCCAGUACUCACAAGAUGCCCCAUUGGGUGCACUCCGUGUUCCUGGACUUGAUCCCACGGUGGUUGUUCAUGCGCCGCCCUGCGCCUGACGGCCGGCGCCGCAGGCUGUUGCUGCUCCAGCAGGAAGCAGCUGCAGAGUGGCGGCAGCUCCGGACAGCUGGGCACAAGUCCGGCAACUGCAUCAGCACCUCCUCUAACUGGUUAAGAGACGCGACAACUCUGGGAGACCCUGAGAGGAGCUGUUAUGAGGAUUUGGAGCUUGGAACUCUGACUUCAUACUUCUCUUUCCGCCCACCCUCACCCAGACCUCCAGGGUCGACUCCCCCCCCUCAGCAAAAAACCUCACAGACCCGCCAGAACCGUCAGGAAGUAGCUGCAGGAGGCACCAGACAGAAAAGUGGAACCAGAGUUAAUUCUACUAAGAGACCAACUAAAGCUGACAGUUCAGUUUCAGACUCAUCACUGAUGCUUUCACCAAGUGUUGUGCGUGCUUUAGAAGGAGUGCAUUACAUUGCAGACCACCUGAGGGCUGAGGAUGCUGACUUUAGCGUUAAAGAAGACUGGAAAUAUGUAGCCAUGGUGAUUGACCGCAUAUUCCUGUGGAUGUUCAUCAUUGUCUGCCUCCUUGGGACAAUAGGCCUCUUUCUGCCCCCAUGGCUAGCUGGCAUGAUUUAA
Molecule: messenger RNA, 1674 nt
Organism: Menidia menidia (Atlantic silverside)
Lineage: Eukaryota; Metazoa; Chordata; Actinopteri; Atheriniformes; Atherinopsidae
Source: the annotation of a GenBank genome assembly